This is a messenger RNA of Uncinocarpus reesii 1704, 1158 nucleotides long. RefSeq lists its product as uncharacterized. Gene Ontology annotation, cellular component: transcription factor TFIIA complex. Bases 1 to 1158 code for a protein of 385 amino acids. The transcript is spliced from 3 exons. Gene Ontology annotation, biological process: transcription by RNA polymerase II; transcription initiation at RNA polymerase II promoter. The record is from RefSeq and is a predicted model, not a curated record. Lineage: Eukaryota; Fungi; Ascomycota; Eurotiomycetes; Onygenales; Onygenaceae.
AUGCGCAAUUUUCGGAAAACAUAUGUCAGCAUCUUCUCUUGUUGUCAUGCGCCAAUAUAUUGGUGUCGAUGCGUUUCAUGGGAUUUUGCCUGGUGGUUGUGGUGUUGUGUCGACUUUUUCGGAUGGCAGAAAAAACUCUCUUCUCUCGGGGUUGCCCAUUUCCCCUGGGACCCGGCCCCCCAACCUCCUCCACCCCCUCCUCAGCAAGCCCCCAUUCCUCCGCCUCCUGUCACAGUGCCGUCCAAUGCGCCCCGUACGUCACCUCCACCCCAGCAAGAGUUCCCAGAGCAAAUCUCGCAGCCUCAGCCAUCUGCCGGAAACGGUCACAAUCCAGGCGAUGUCCGUGUGAAGACCGAACCCGGAUACAAUAAUGCAAACCCAAUCAGCAAUCCUACUGCUGCCGCACAUAUCGCCCAGCAGCGGGCCGCCGAUGCCUUGCAGCAGCGCUAUGGUGCAGCUGCAGCAAGCCAGAUUCAUCAGUUGCAGGCCCAAUCUCAGGCAGCGCUAUCUCUUCCCGGCCAGCAACGGUUCCAGCCGGGACAGUUUCCCGCUGGCCAAAGUCAAGACCCCAAACUACCUCCCCAUCAAGCUCCUCAGCCCGUAGGACAUAGUCAGACCGACGGUGCAGACGAUUCCGGGAGUGACCCGCUGACGGAGUGGAAGGCGGAAGUUGCAAGGAGAAGAGAAGCAGCGGAGCAGAACGGAGCAAACGCAGACCGCGUUAUGCGGGAGUACGUUGAGAUCAAGGGUCGACAGAUGGAGGGCAAUGGUCUCUUGGCUCCGUUGCGUGACCGCUAUCCCCGCGCCAAUGGCAAGCAGCGUAAAGAUGCUAUUAAAGAGAACCCAACACUCUCUGCACUUGUGGCGGCAGAAGCACCAGCCACUCCCCGCCAGGCCAACGGGUAUGAUGGCGUUGAUGAUUAUGGUAUCAAGAAGGACGAAGAUGAAGAUGCAAUCAAUUCUGACCUUGACGACCCCGAUGAUCCUCUUGAUGAUCCUGAAGGUGACGACGCCGUUGGCCAAGUCAUGCUGUGCACAUAUGACAAGGUCCAACGGGUCAAGAGCAAAUGGAAGUGCACUCUAAAGGACGGAAUCUUGACCACAGGAGGAAAAGAAUAUGUUUUCCAUAAAGGUAAUGGUGAGUUUGAAUGGUUUUAA